AUGGGGAAGCGCAAGCAUACAGACAAUGGGUACUCAGACGACGCAGCCCCCGUCAUGGCCGACUCAGGCUCACAAGGAUUUGGUUUAGGCCAGACUCUCUCGCUGCUAUCGAAACCGAACGAGCCCACGCGGGAUGAAGGCAGUGUCCCCGCGGAGAAGACACCUAGCGCUGGUUCGCCAGUCAACACUGAGAACGGCUACGACGAUGCGCGACCCGCGAAGAAGAAGCGUUUGAACGGCGAGAAGAUCAAAUACCCGACGCUCACCUAUGUUGAAGGCCGGUCACUGCAAUCGCCAAUUCGCAUCGCCGACCUUCAGAAUUUGCUUCUAUUCUGCUUUGCGGAUGGAGUCGCGCCGCAAUGGAUUGCUGUGAAAAACACAACACGUAUCCGGAAGGCUGUAUUUCUGAUGGUCCCCGGUCUGGAGCUGGGGAUGCUGGAUGGAACAGUUCCUCUGGAUGGGUCUGAAGUGAAAGAGGGCGUCAAGGAUACACAAGGCGAUGAUGAGACGGAAGAUCCUAGGGCGGCCGACUUUGCUAGAUGGAAGGAAGGACUGCCACCACAAGAUCGGUCUCACCUGUUCAGCCCUCGCUCCCUAUCCCGCAACGACAUUCCAGAGCCUCUUCAGCCAUUAGCUGACCUGUUUCCCCAUGCCUGGCCGGUCCGGGCCCCCGGGGACACUAAGUAUAACAAGGUUCACUCACCUUUGCAAGCUGUUCUAUUGACACAGCUACCCAAGGACAAGGAGAAAAAGGCAAAAGGCCCGAAACCCCCUCGAGGUGACAAAACUUACAGCUCUAAGCGAACGCCCAUCAACGCGUUUAUUAGCCCUGCUGAAGAGCUGCGGGAAAACGAAUAUCCUCUACAUCCCGCUCUUUGCCCCUCUGAUGACCAGAAAUCGGCACUAGAAGAGGCCCGUAAACGAGCGGGCCAAUCUACGCAGGAUGGGUGGGUAGACACCCUUGUAGAAAGCCUGGAGGCGGGCAAUGUGCCCGAAGCUGAGAUUCAGCAAGGAAGCAUGACAGCAGGGCGUGACAUACUAGCCCUAGACUGCGAGAUGUGCAUUACCGAAGGCGGUAAUUCGGAGCUCACCCGCAUCAGUCUGGUCCGCUGGGACGGCGAGGUUGUGCUUGAUGAGCUCGUAAAGCCGGAGCUGCCUGUCAUUGACUAUCUGACCCGGUUCUCCGGAAUCACAAAGGAGAUGCUUGAUCCUGUCACCACCACCCUUGCCGACAUUCAACAAAAGCUCCUCACCAUUAUUACCCCACGCUCCAUCCUCGUCGGCCACUCCCUCAAUUCAGACCUCAAUGCUCUCAAACUCACCCACCCUUUCAUCGUCGACACCACAUUCCUUUACCCUCACCCCCGCGGCCCACCCUUGAAAGCAAGCCUGAAAUGGCUGACCCAGAAAUACCUGGGCAAAGAAAUCCAGAAGGGCACAACAGGCCACGACUCCAUCGAAGACGCCCGCGCCGUGCUGGAACUCGUCAAGCAGAAAUGCGAAAAGGGCGAGCACUGGGGCACGUCUGACGCCUCCAACGAAAGCAUAUUCAAACGCUUGAGCCGGCAUAGUGCUCCAGGGAAGCCCAACUCCGCAGCUGGCGGGACAGGCCGCACUGGCGCCGUCAUCGACUGGGGUAGCCCCGAACGCGGCCUGGGCGCCCAGGCAACCGUUGCAAUCGGGUGCGCCGACGACGAAGCCGUGGUAAAGGGUAUCUCGGCAGCCGUGAACGGUGACGAAAACAACAUGUCCAUUCCAGGCGAGGGCGUAGAUUUCGCCUGGGCGCGAAUGCGCGAGCUCGAGAUCUACCGCGGCUGGUGCAACCGGAUUCCCGACGCAAACAACGCGAACACAUCUACAGCCAUCGAGUCUGACUCAUCAGAAGCACCCUCAAAGGCCCUCUCGAGCGUCGUCGCGCAGACUGUCUCGCGCAUCAAAGAGGUAUACGACUCUCUUCCCCCGUGCACGCUGUUCGUCGUGUACUCGGGCACCGGAGACCCGCGUGAAGUGACCCGGUUGCAGGCUAUGCACAAGGUCUUCCGUGACGAGUACCAGUCCAAGAAGCCGUGGGAUGAGUUGUCUGUCAAGUGGACGGAUACGGAGGAGCAGGCGUUGAAGAAGGCUUGUGAGCGCGCGAGAGACGGGUGUGGGUUUAUGUGUGUCAAAUGA
Messenger RNA from Aspergillus mulundensis, 2169 nucleotides. RefSeq names its product RNA exonuclease. The record is from RefSeq and is a predicted model, not a curated record. Bases 1 to 2169 code for a protein of 722 amino acids. Gene Ontology annotation, molecular function: nucleic acid binding; exonuclease activity. The transcript has a single exon. Gene Ontology annotation, cellular component: nucleus. Lineage: Eukaryota; Fungi; Ascomycota; Eurotiomycetes; Eurotiales; Aspergillaceae.